This is a messenger RNA of Trichosurus vulpecula (common brushtail), 3310 nucleotides long. Its product is annotated as zinc finger protein 2 homolog. Gene Ontology annotation, biological process: regulation of transcription by RNA polymerase II. The coding region runs from base 277 to 2367 and encodes 696 amino acids. The record is from RefSeq and is a predicted model, not a curated record. Gene Ontology annotation, molecular function: RNA polymerase II cis-regulatory region sequence-specific DNA binding; DNA-binding transcription factor activity, RNA polymerase II-specific. The transcript is spliced from 6 exons. NCBI's taxonomy places the organism in Eukaryota, Metazoa, Chordata, Mammalia, Diprotodontia, Phalangeridae.
AGGCGCAGUGCGCCUCCGUGCUGGGCGUUCUGGCCUUUGUCCGCAGGGCUGCGGAAGGUGAAGCCCGAGACUGAGCGAGCGUGGGUGUGGGGGCAGGGGCAGGUGCAGGUGGGGCCCCUAGCAUGCGGCUGCUGGACUACGGAGGCGCGGGUCCCAGCUCUGCAGCAAGAAGGGAGUGAAGACAGCUGGCUCUGACCCCUUGCCCAGAGCUCCAGGCUUGAGGAAGGGAGCCACGGACCAUCCUGGCCGGGGGUUCUGGCCAAGGAGCCGGCGAGCAUGGACCGCUUCUUCCUGAUGCUCGAGGGGAGAGGCCUGCCUUCCCAAGAGUUUGCCAUUUCCAAAGAAUGGAGGAUAGAGGAGGAGGAGGGAGAAGAGGAAGGAAUGGCCUCGAGACUCCUGACAGCCAUGGCCCAGCGUCCUGUGACGUUUCGGGACGUGGCCGUGCACUUCACCUGCGAGGAGUGGAGCCACCUGGAUCCCGCCCAGAGGGCCCUGUACAGGGAGGUGAUGCUGGAGACCUUUGAGAACCUCGUGUCCCUGGGGCUUCCUGUUUCCAAGCCUCAGGUCAUCUGCCAGUUGGAGAGAGGAGAAACCCCGUGUCUGCCUGAGACAGAAGUGCCACAUCCAGAUUCCCUCAAUUCAGGGACCAAGUAUGAAAUAAACGACUGGAUUCCAAAGCAUGGCCUUUUUAUGGGAGCAUCAUUGAAGGAAAGACCAGCAACCAGGAAUGGUCCCUGGAAUUCCAAGAUGGUAGAAGCUUGGGACCUUGAUGUCAUGGGAGAGGGGCAGAAAGGCAACCGAGAGAUACAAUCCAGACAGAUAACAGUCACUUCCAGAAAACCUUUGAAUAAAGUGAGCUUCCCUGAACGCAAUCCAGCUGACAGGAGUUUUAGUCUAGAGUCGAUCUAUGUUCCACAACAGAGGGUUUCUACGGAGAAAAGUCUUCAUAAAUAUGAUACUCUUGUUAAGAGCUUCAAGCAGUUUUCAGACUUAAUUGAUUGUAAUAGACUCUCCUUGGGAAAGAAGCUUUGUAAAUAUAAUAAAUCUAGGAAUCCUUUUAGUUACCACUCAGACCUUAUUCAGUUUCAUAAAAUAUAUAAUGGUGAAAAGAUAUAUGAAUGUAAUGAAUGUGGGAAAACCUUUGGGAAAAAAGCGUACCUUACUCAGCAUCAGAGAAUUCAUACUGGAGAAAAACCCCAUAAAUGUAAUGUAUGUGGGAAAGCCUUCAGUCAUAGGGAAAAUCUGACUCAUCAUAAGAGAAUUCAUACAGGAAAGAAACCCUAUCAGUGUAAUGAAUGUGGCAAAGCCUUCAGUCAGUGGGGAACUCUAACUGCACAUCAGAGAAUUCAUACUGGAGAGAAGCCCUAUAUAUGUAAUGAAUGUGGAAAAGCCUUUUGCCAAAGAGGAACCCUUAAUGUUCAUAAAAGAAUUCACACUGGAGAGAAACACUUUGAAUGCAAAGAGUGUGGGAAAGCCUUUAGCAACAAUUCAUGCCUUAAUCUACAUCAGAGAAUUCAUACUGGAGAAAAACCCUAUAAAUGUAACGAAUGUGGAAAAGACUUCCGACACAGAGCAUCAUUUAUUUAUCAUAAGAGAAUUCAUACUGGUGAGAAACCCUUUGAAUGUAAUGAAUGUGGGAGAGCUUUCAGCAAGAAAGGAAAUUUUAUUGAACAUCAGAGAAUUCAUACUGGAGAGAAACCCUUUAUAUGCAGCGAAUGUGGGAAAGGCUUCAUCAACAACACACGUCUUAAUCUACAUCAGAGAUUUCAUACAGGAGAGAGACCCCAUAAAUGUAAUGAAUGUGGCAAAGCAUUCAGGCACAGGGGAAGUCUUAGUGCGCAUCGUAGAAUUCAUACAGGAGAGAGACCGCACAAAUGUACUGAAUGUUUGAAAGCAUUUGGCCAGAGGGGACAGCUUAUUAAACAUCAGAGAGUUCACGCAAGAGCGAAAGCACACAGUUUUGAUGAAUUUGGAAGACCCUUCACUCAGUGGGGAAGCCUUGCUGAACAAAAGAGGAUCCCUGUAAAAAAACCCUUUGUGUGUAAUGAAUGUGGGAAAGCCUUUAGCCAGAACUCAAACCUUAUUCUACAUCAGAGAAUUCAUACUGGAGAGAAACCUUUUGUGUGUGAAGAAUGUGGGAAAGCCUUCAACCAGAAGGGGAACCUUAAUGAACAUAAGAGAAUUCAUACUGGAGAGAAGCCUUUUAUAUGCAAUGAAUGUGGGAGAGCCUUCAGCCGGAGAGGGCACCUUACAGAACAUAAGAUAAUUCACACCGGAGAGAAACCCUUUGAGUGUAAUGAGUGUGGGAGAGCGUUCAGACGGAAGAGACAUCUUACCGAACAUGUGAAAAUCCAUACUCGAAAGUAACCCUUGGAAUAUGAUGAGUGUGGGAAAGCCAUUAGCCAGAAAAUACACCAUCAUGGACAUGGUGAAAAUUCAUUUGUGGUGAGAAUCUCCAUCAUGUAUUAAUGUGGAAAAGGCUUCAGGACCCUUAGGAAGCAUUGCAGAACUGAAGAAAAACAUGAGUAAUGGCAAAAUAGGGGGGGGGGGGGCUAGUUCAUCUCUUACAAGAUAUCAGAACUUAGCUCCUGACUACUGCAGAGCUGAAAGGGACCUUAGUGAUCAUCUAAUCCAACAUCCUCGUUUUCAGAAUCAGGAAACGGUGACAGAGAUAAAACGGCAGACAGCACUAGUGCUGGUGCUCUGCACCCAAAGGGCUCCCAUCCUGCCCCUGCUUGCUCCCUCUGUGACACUGGAUGAAGCCCAGGGCUUCCAUUUCCUCUUCUGUAAAAUGAAGCCAUUGGACUUUCUGGCCUCUGGGGUCCCUUCCUGCUCUCAGCCUAGGAUACUGUGGCCUGAACCCAGAUUCUCUGAUUCCAGUUUAAGGGUCUUCCCAUUGCACCACAUCUGAUGCUAAAAGUUGUGCCAUUUUUAUGGGGAAAAUUUCAUUACAACUUAGCGUUUGUUAAAUGCUAGAGAGUUGAGGCUGCAGUUGGUCACCUGCUCUAUCCUGGUUUGGUGCUUUGAGAGGCAGAAACACCUCCAGCCUCUUCCUGUCCCUCCUUACUCCAGAAUGCAUUUGCUGCCCUCAGGUGGCCUCCAUCAGGGCAGCCAGUGGGGUUGGUCUGAAAUAGCACCUGGACUGUAAUGUUAAAGAAAUAGAUAUAUUUUCAAUCAAAACCACCAAAAUGUUAUUUAUUUAGUUAUUUGUACAGAAUUUUCUGUUUUCCUUUUUAUGCUACAGUUAUUAGCCAUCCACAACCAAAAAAAAAUCAAAAUAAACAAGCAUAAAAAAUUGUUGUACAUUAAA